Pseudocercospora fijiensis CIRAD86 is the source of this 1833-nucleotide messenger RNA. RefSeq names its product glycosyltransferase family 90 protein. The coding region runs from base 1 to 1833 and encodes 610 amino acids. The record is from RefSeq and is a predicted model, not a curated record. NCBI's taxonomy places the organism in Eukaryota, Fungi, Ascomycota, Dothideomycetes, Mycosphaerellales, Mycosphaerellaceae. The transcript has 2 exons.
AUGCUCAUCUCCGCCGCCUCCAUUCACAGCCGUCUCGUCCAGCUUGCCAUUGCAGUAGCCGUGCUCAUCGGAAUCGCAUGGUUCUUGGUGCCCACUUCAUACCGUCUGCCCAGGCACAUCGGCCGCAACCAUCCAAUCGAUCAGCUCACGCGCGAGGCCGAUGAGGAGUACAAGGCCAUCUUGGCCAAGGAGACGAAGGAUGUGCACAGUGCUGCAGAAGCGUAUCGCAAGCGCCGCGGAAGACAACCACCUCCGCUGUUCCAUGUGUGGUUUGAGUACUCCAAGAACAAUUCAGCCAUCAUAGUGGAGGACUUCUUCGACCGCAUAUACGAUGACUUGAAUGCUUUCUGGGGCGUUCCGGCUAAGCAGAUCCGUGAACAGGCGAACGACUUCAUACAUCGGAUAUCGGUCAGGCAUGGCAACGCGACAGGGAGGACAGAUAUAGAGAGGCGGGAAUGGAUAGAGCUGUGGAGAGACAUGGUGCAGAGUGUAGCACCUUGGCUACCAGAUGUUGAUCUACCAAUCAAUGUCAUGGAUGAAAGCCGGAUAGUGGUGCCGUUUGAGGAGAUUGAUGGUUACAUGGCCAAGUCAAUAGCAAGCAGGAAGAUCGUGCCUUCGUCGGAGCUUAAGACAACCUUUGGAAAUCUACGAGACUUGGACAAACAUGCGCCGCCUAAGUUUGAUGCUGCCUUUGCUGGUGAGGGUCCAUACUGGUCAAUGGCGGUAGUAGGAUGUCCACCAGACAGCCCCGCUCGAAAGGCGUAUAUCGAGACGGAUUUCACACGACCUCCGCCCCUAUCGACAGAUUUUCCAAAGAACACCUUCCACGGAUACGUACAGAAUUGGACGUUUACUCAAGACCCGUGCGAGCAUCCUUCCCUCCAAGGACUACACGGCACUUUCGUAGAACCCAUCUCAAUCUCGAACUCCCGGAAAUUCUUCCCCAUGUUCGGCGGAUCCAAACUUCCCAUGAACAACGAGAUCCUGCUGCCACCGGCCAUGUACUGGACCAACGACCCCUUCUACUCCGGGGGCGACGACCACGGCGGUGUAUGGAAAGAGAAAAAAGACCGACUCAUCUGGCGAGGCUCAGCGAGCGGAGGCAGAAACAAAGCCGAGAACUGGACACGCUUCCAACGACACCGCUUCGUCUCCAUGAUCAACGCAACCAACAUAAAACGAUACGAACAACACCCGGACCAAAAACCCCUCAACUUCGUCCUCCCAGCCAACAACACCUACGACCUCGCCGUCCAGCAGCCCUCCGCCCCACCCACAGCCUUCAGCGACUGGGUCCAAGAAUGGUCCGACGCAGCCGUGGUCCACCUCCUCUGCUUCCCAGCCAACAACGACCUCCCCACCUGCCCCUACACCGACCCCUACUUCCUCGUGGAAAAAGCCAUGCCGAUGAAACAACAAUACUCCCACAAAUACCUCCCGGACAUCGACGGAAACUCCUUCUCGGGCCGUUACCGAGGCUUCCUUCGCAGUACCUCUCUCCCCCUCAAAGCCACCAUUUAUCAAGAAUGGCACGAUUCCCGCCUCAUUCCGUGGAAACAUUUCGUGCCCAUGGAUAAUACUUUUAUCGAUAUCUAUGGGAUUAUGGAGUUUUUUGUGGGGAAUCAGAAGAUGGGGUUGGAAGGGCAUGAUGAUGUGGCGAGGGAGAUUGCUUUGGAGGGGAAGAGUUGGGCGGAGAAGGUGUUGAGGAAAGAGGAUAUGAGUGUGUAUGUCUUUCGGUUGUUGUUGGAGUUUGCGAGGUUGUGUGAUGAUGAUCGGGAGAAGAUGGGGUGGGCGGAGAAUGAUCCGAGAGCACGGGCGCAGGCUGGAGGUUGA